This is a messenger RNA of Linum trigynum, 357 nucleotides long. The record is from the annotation of a GenBank genome assembly. Lineage: Eukaryota; Viridiplantae; Streptophyta; Magnoliopsida; Malpighiales; Linaceae.
AUGGCGACUAACGAAACUGAAGAACACAACACUCGGAGCAUUGGAAGCGGCACAACCCAGCAAACUCCUCGACCUGCAGUUGAUCCAUAUUACGUCAACCCCAACGAGAACCUAGCCCAAGGUAUUAUUUCUGUAAAACUUGAUGGAUCUAACUACCAUGUAUGGAGUAGAUCUAUGAGAAUCGCCUUAAAAACCAAGAAGAAGCUUGGGUUUAUCAAUGGCAGCCUACCUAUGCCUGAGGUAACCGACCCUGAUUAUGAAGCUUGGGAUCAGAGUAAUACCAACGUCAUGGGUUGGAUUCUCAAUUCCCUGCUCGACUCCAUAGCUGAGGCUGUUAUGGACAACGAGACAGCCUAA